Messenger RNA from Uranotaenia lowii, 5268 nucleotides. RefSeq lists its product as uncharacterized. The record is from RefSeq and is a predicted model, not a curated record. The transcript has a single exon. Gene Ontology annotation, molecular function: nucleic acid binding. Bases 1 to 5268 code for a protein of 1755 amino acids. NCBI's taxonomy places the organism in Eukaryota, Metazoa, Arthropoda, Insecta, Diptera, Culicidae. Gene Ontology annotation, biological process: DNA integration.
AUGGCCACCGAGCGACGUAUAAAGUCUCUGAAACUGCGCAUCCGCAGCUUAGAGACUUCUUUCAAUCUCAUCAGAGUUUUUGUCAAUAACUAUGAUGACGAAACUCACGCCGUCGAAGUCCCAGUACGUCUAGAAAAUCUCAUCGCGCUCUGGACGGACUACUCUAAAACCCAGGCCGAACUCGAGGCCUCCGAUGUCGACGAUUUAGAAAGCAUCGAGCAGCAGUUUAAGCAACGCUCACAAUUUGAAACUGAGUACUAUCGUGUGAAGGGAUUUUUGUUGGCAGUUAAUAAAAAUGCUUCGACACCGUGCCCUCAGCCUGCUCCCUCAAAUUCGCAUUUCCCUGCUUCCUCUCAUAUUCGGCUGCCAGACGUGAAGCUUCCUGUAUUCAACGGCUCCCUAGACCAGUGGCUAAACUUUCACGACCUGUUUCUCUCUCUGGUGCACUCUUCUGGGGACUUGUCGAACAUACAAAAAUUCUACUAUUUACGAUCUUCGUUGAGUGGAGAUGCUCUCAAACUCAUACAGACUAUUGCGAUCAGUGCAAACAAUUACCCCGUAGCCUGGAACCUUCUCGUAGAGUAUUUCCAAAAUCCAUCACGCCUGAAACAAACCUACGUCGACUCUUUAUUUGAAUUUUGUCAACUCAAAAAGGAAUCAGCUUCUGACCUUCACUCUCUGGUCGAAAGGUUUGAAGCAAACGUCCGGAUUCUUAAGCAGCUGGGAGAGAAAACCGAAUAUUGGGACGUCUUGCUUAUCCGAAUGCUGAGCAUUCGCCUUGACCCAACCACCCGUAGAGAUUGGGAAGAAUUUUCAUCAUCAAAGGAGGGUGCAACAUUCCAGGAUCUUGUAAGUUUCCUUCAACGAAGAGUCACGGUCCUACAAAGUGUAUGCAACAAUCUACCAGAAGUUUCGUCAGUCAGAAAACCAGUACCACGUCCUACACUCGUCAGCCAUGGGGCUACUCAGUCCAACUUUCGCCAAUGUUUCGCCUGUUCCGACCACCAUCCGAUGUACCAAUGUCCGGUUUUUUCCAAAAUGACCUUUGAGGACAAGGAGAAGUUAGUUCGUCGCCAACAACUUUGCCGGAAUUGUCUGCGGAAGGGUCAUGUAGUUCGGAAUUGCUCAUCGAAGAACACCUGCCGGAAAUGCCGAGGGAGACACCACAGUCAGCUUUGCAGUGAAGCGCCUGCUGCUGCUGAGCGCAUCAAGCCACGAAGUGAAUCCAACGCAACGACGGACCCCAUUCCAACCAGCGAAGCUUCUUCUUCGCUAUCAGCCGCAGUGCACGCCCCAGUUACUGGUCGAAAGUUGAAUAAGGUGAUUCUCGCAACUGCAGUGAUUAAUUUAGUCGACGAUCAUGGUAAUAACCACUUGGCAAGGGCACUUCUGGAUUCAGGAAGCGAGUGCAGCUUCAUCACCGAGUCAUUCUCACAGCGACUUCAGAUUCAACGCAAAAGGGUCCAUCUCUCAAUAUCCGGCAUUGGCCAAUCAUCAACGCAAGCUCGCCUGAAACUUCGAACUACAGUACGGUCUCGAAUUUCCGGAUAUUCAACUGUCGUAGACUUGCUCGUGCUGCCUAAGCUUACGUUGAAUCUUCCCUCAACCACGAUGGACAUCUCAAAAUGGAACUUUCCUGAAGAAAUCAAGCUUGCGGACCCAGCCUUCUACCAAACUCAAGCCAUCGACGUGGUCCUGGGCGCUGAAGUGUUUUUCGACAUUUUCAAAUCUUCAGGUAGAAUCUCGCUAGGUGAAGGUUUCCCGAUGUUGGUGGAUUCGGUCUUCGGCUGGGUUGUUUCCGGGAAGGUAAUGAGGUCGAAUAAUAUCAACGCCAUUUCCUGCAAUGUCGCUACUGUUGCGGAGAUUCAUCGGUUGAUGCAACGCUUUUGGAGCAUUGAGGAGGAAAACGGGGCUGCGUGUCUGUCGGCAGAAGAAGCAGAGUGCGAGAAUCAUUUUCGUCGAACGGUACAGCGUUCUCCAGAUGGCCGGUACAUCGUACGAUUACCCUUGAAGGAGGCAGCAGUCAACAUUGGUGACAACCGCAGCACGGCAUUACGGCGAUUUUACAUGAUUGAAUCUCGUCUUCAACGCAACCAGGAGCUUCGGAUUCAAUAUCGGGACUUCAUGGCCGAAUAUGAAACCUUGGGUCAUAUGCAGCAAGUGCUAGGCGAAUCGGAAUCCAACUCUUCCCGGUACUACUUACCUCAUCACCCGGUAAUCCGAGAAACCAGCUCCACUACCAAGGUCCGCGUCGUUUUCGACGCGUCGUGCAAAUCAGCAGCGGGAAAAUCCCUGAAUGACGUGCUCAUGGUCGGCGCAGUAAUCCAGGAUGACUUAAGAGCUAUCAUUCUGAGAUCCAGGCUUCAUCAGGUGAUGCUCAUCGCAGACAUUAAACAAAUGUAUCGGCAGAUUUUGGUUGAUGACAGAGACACUCCACUCCAGCGAAUUUUUUGGCGGAAUUCUCCAGAACAUCCUAUGCAAACAUUCGAGCUCAAAACGGUAACCUACGGCACGGCCAGCGCACCAUUUCUGGCCACCAGGGUCCUCCAGCAGCUAGCAGACGACGAAGAAUCGAACUUUCCCGAAGCAGCUAAGAUCCUCAAGAGAGAUGUCUAUGUCGACGACCUAUUCACCGGUGGAAGCUCUCCAACGACAGUAGCGGAACUGCGAACUCAGCUUGACAAGUUGUGCAGAACAGGUGGAUUUGAAUUCCGGAAGUUUGCCUCCAAUGUUGAAUCGGUUCUUGACGGCGUUUCUCCUGAAAGGCGUGCUAUCCAAUCCUCGGUCGAACUUGCAGCAGACCAGUGCAUCAAAACCCUGGGCCUACACUGGGAACCAGCAGCCGACAACUUGCGGUUCCACAUUCAACUACCAAAGCAACCUCCAGACACCCUCAUGACCAAACGAAUUGCUCUUUCGCAAAUUGCCCAGCUUUUUGAUCCCUUAGGAUUGGUUGGACCAGUCAUCGUAACUGCCAAGAUAUUCAUGCAGACACUGUGGGGCCUUACAUCUGACGAAGACAAACCUUGGGGCUGGGAUCAACCGCUGCCAGAUUCUCUCUCCAAUUAUUGGAUCAAGUAUUACUCUCAGCUGCCCCUGCUUGAGCAACUGAGAAUCCCUCGAUGUGUUGUGUUGGCUGAGCCAAGUACCAUUGAAUUGCACCUUUUUUCGGACGCAUCGGAGCAAGCUUAUGGCGCCUGUGCGUAUCUGCGAUCGACCGACGCGUCUGGUAAUGUUUUGGUAUCCUUAUUGACGGCAAAAUCGAAGGUUUCACCCUUGAAAAAGCGCAGCAUUCCUCGGCUCGAACUCUGUGGAGCACUAGAAUCGGCUCAACUUUACCAAAAGAUCUGCUCCGCCUUUGAAUCGAAAUUCACAACAUUUUUCUGGGUCGACUCAACUACAGUUCUAGCCUGGCUGAAGGCCAGCCCAUCAGUGUGGACUACAUUCGUCGCUAACCGAGUGUCCAAAAUCCAGCUGGCAACGGUGGGCACUUCUUGGAACCAUGUGGCAGGGCAGCAGAACCCUGCAGACCACAUCUCAAGAGGCAUCGACGCUGAAACUAUUCUCGCGUGUGACCUUUGGUGGAAAGGUCCACAGUGGUUGCAAACCGAACAAUCCUCCUGGCCUGUCAAACAGCAAAAUCAAUCGUUCGAAACGCAGUUGGAAUCUCGAUCAACCCCGAUUCAACUUUUGACAUCAACAGCUGAUCCUUCAUUCAUUGAUCUGUUCGUCGAACGAUUCUCAUCGUUCCAACACAUGCUACGGGUAACGGCAUUCUGUUUCCGGUAUAUUUCAAACUGUCGGACCAAAAGGACGAAGCAGCAGAAGUUGUUUGGCACUUUUUCAAAGACGGAAAUUCAAAAUGCAGAAUCAGCGCUCAUUCGUCUUGUUCAACUUCAGGAAUUCCCCAACGAAACAAGUGCUCUACGUGACUCAAAGUCCAUUCCCGUUAAAUCCCGACUCCGGUGGUUUACUCCUUUCCUAGAUCAAGAUGGAGUCAUGCGUGUGGGUGGCAGACUUGAUCGAGCAUCCUUGACAUACGACAGUAGGCACCAAAUCCUCCUCCCGUAUCACCAUCGUUUUUCUGCUUUACUUGUCCAAUGCUAUCAUCAACGAAAUCUUCAUGCGUCACCACAAUUACUCAUCGGACUACUUCGCCUUCGCUAUUGGAUAAUAGGGGCCAGAAAUCUGGCCAAAGUAGUCGUACAUCGCUGCACCAUUUGCUUCCGAGCUCGGCCAAAAUUGGUUGAGCAAUUUAUGGCUGAGCUGCCCAAGGAACGAAUCACAGCCACUCGUCCCUUCACGGUGACGGGGGUUGACUAUUGGGGCCCAAUUAUGCUGAAACAUCCGCAUCGUCGAGCAGCACCCACAAAGGCAUUUGUUGCAGUUUUUAUUUGCUUCUGCACCAAGGCUGUACACAUCGAAUUAGUAUUCGAUUUGACAACAGCCAAGUUUAUACAAGCAUUGCGACGCUUUGUAUCUCGCCGAGGCCCUCCGUCGGACAUCUACUCCGAUAACGGACGGAACUUUCUCGGGGCUAAAAACGAGCUCAAACGACUCAUCCGCCAGACUGAACAUGCGCAGAAGGUUGAACAGGAGUGCGCUGAUUGCCACAUUAGAUGGCACUUCAAUCCGCCCAGAGCAUCCCACUUUGGCGGGCUGUGGGAAUCGGCCAUCAAUUCCGCCCAGAAACACUUUGUCCGCGUCGUACGUGACCAUUCAUUGCUCUUCGAUGACAUGCAGACACUCUUGAAUCAAAUCGAAUGCUGCCUUAACUCCCGGCCUCUUGUUCCCGUAAGCGAUGAUCCGACUGACUUCGAGCCACUCACGCCCGGACAUUUCCUCGUUGGGACUUCAUUAAAGGCUGUUCCCGACGAAGAUCUGAGCGAAAUACCAUUUAAUCAUCUGAGGAAGUGGCAGCAAGUACAAAAAUUGUUCCAGGAUCUGUGGCGAAGAUGGCACCUGGAAUAUUUAACGAAAUUACAACCACGAAGCAAAUGGGUGCACUCACCUGUAACUAUUAAAGAAAACCAGCUGGUUCUCUUGAAGGAGGAAAACAUCCCACCAAUGCGUUGGCCGACAGCAAGAGUGAUCCAGACACAUCCUGGCGAAGACGGAAUCAUCCGAGUGGUGACUUUGAGAACGCCGAAGGGCUCCUGUACAAGACCGGUGUCAAAAAUCUGCCUGCUGCCGAUUGCAUCAUCGUCGGAGGAAUCAAGUAAAACAACCGGCGAUGAACAACCAACAUCAGACAAGAUUUCCUCUUGA